GGUGUUUGUCUGUCAGCUUGUGAAGUGUGUCAGUCGGGCCAUUCCACAGCAGGGGUUGAAACUGGGUAUCAGUGCGGGUGACUGUCCUUUCAACUUUAUUCUCACUCUGCUGUUGGUCCCACACUCAGUAAAUGACUUAGUGCCACUCAAAAGCAGAUCAGCAUACUUACAGGUCAGCGUGUUAAUGACUGGACCGUAGCGUUUUCCGCUGAGGCUGACAAAGGCCAGGUGGAGGUGGGGAGUUUAUAAAGGGGGGAAAGGUAGCCAAGUGGAGAUGUUCUCUGGACCUGUAUAGUCCUGCAGGCCUUGGCCUUCUCAUCUGUGACCACCAGCUGCUCCGCUGCACUGAGGCCUCAAACACAGGAAGUGAACUGAACUUCAAACCCAGGAGAAUAUCCAUCACAAAUGAGUGGUCUUCCUCCCAUGGCCAGGGUACCAUGGACAGUGUCCAUGCUGUUACUGCUGGUGCUCUACUCUCCUGGGGUGGCCCCAGCCCCGGCCCAGCACCUCUGUGGCUCCCACCUGGUGGACGCCCUGUACUUCGUCUGUGGCGACCGGGGUUUCUUUGUGAGCCCGAGUCGAACCAACAAGAGGGACCUGCAGCAUCUGCUCGGGUUCCUGACUAAAAGGGCCAGACAGGAGCAGCGGCUGUGGAAGGCUCUGUCUGGCCGAGAUGAGCCCAAGGUGAAGAGAGGCAUCGUGGAACAGUGCUGCCAUAAGCCGUGCAGCAUUUACCACCUGGAGGCCUACUGCGACUGACUCGCUGCUCACUACUCAUAGCUUGUAAAAAAAAAAAAAAAAAAAAAAAAAAAAGGUCCCAGAGUCAAUUUCUGGUUGAAUACUUGCAGGCUAUGUCUUAUCAACUGAAGGAAAUAAAGCUUCAUGACCCAUAACCCAA
Molecule: messenger RNA, 898 nt
Organism: Sphaeramia orbicularis (orbiculate cardinalfish)
Lineage: Eukaryota; Metazoa; Chordata; Actinopteri; Kurtiformes; Apogonidae
Gene: insb
Product: preproinsulin b
Exons: 4
Coding region: 406-759 (117 amino acids)
Cellular component (GO): extracellular region
Molecular function (GO): hormone activity
Source: RefSeq, a predicted model, not a curated record